AUGAUUCAGCCUCAACUUAUUUUACUUCGGGAAGGAACUGAUACCUCUCAGGGAAAGCCUCAGUUGAUCAGCAACAUUAAUGCUUGUAUGAAUGUUGUGGAUACUGUGAAAACUACACUUGGUCCUUGUGGAAUGGACAAACUGAUCCAUAAUGGACGAGAUGUUAAUAUCUCUAAUGAUGGUGCGACUAUUAUGAAUCUUUUGGAAAUUGUCCACCCUGCAGCUAAAAGUCUUGUGGAUAUUGCUAUGUCUCAAGAUCAUGAAGUUGGUGAUGGAACCACUUCAGUGGUCGUUUUAGCAGGAGAACUACUGAAGGAAGCAAAAUCUUGUGUUGAGGAUGGUAUAGCCCCACAGGUUAUAAUUAAAGCUUUUCGUACUGCCUUGUCAGUUGUGAUGAAGUCUUUGGGAGAAUUAUGUGUUCCAUUUGAUCCUAAUUCUGAAGAGGGCCAUAAAAACCUUAUUCGAUGCGCAGAAACUGCCUUGAAUUCUAAACUUCUUAACACAGAAUGUUUGUUCUUUGCAAAAAUGGCUACCGAUGCUGUUUUGGCACUUGACAGCGACUUUAAUCUUGAUAUGAUUGGUAUCAAGAAGGUUCCUGGUGGAAGUAUGCGUGAAAGUAUUCUUGUCGAUGGUGUGGCGUUCAAAAAGACAUUCUCCUAUGCUGGUUUUGAACAGCAACGCAAGAAGUUUGAAAAUCCAAAGGUACUGUUGUUAAAUGUUGAACUAGAACUUAAGGCAGAAAAGGAUAACGCUGAGGUGCGUGUAAAGGACCCUAAACAGUACCAGUCUAUUGUGGAUGCGGAGUGGAAAAUUAUUUUUGAUAAAAUGGACAAAUGCGUUAGCACAGGUGCAAAGAUUGUCCUUUCUCGACUUCCCAUUGGUGACCUAGCUACACAGUACUUUGCUGACCGUGACAUUUUCUGUGCUGGUCGCGUCAGUGCAGAUGAUAUGGCUCGUGUGGCGAUGGCAACAGGUGGUGCUGUUCAAUCUACUGUAAACAAUAUUCCUGAAGAAGCAUUGGGAACUUGCGCACUUUUUGAAGAACGUCAAGUUGGAACAGAGCGUUACAACUUUUUUACUGGAUGCAAGAGCGCCAAAACGGCUACUAUUAUUCUUCGAGGUGGUGCCCAGCAGUUUAUUGAUGAAGCGGAUCGUUCUCUUCAUGAUGCUAUUUGUAUUGUGAAACGUGCCUACAAGACAGGAUCUGUUGUCGGUGGAGGUGGUGCUGUGGAGAUGGAACUCAGCAGAAUUCUUCGAGAGUACUCUCGUACUAUUCGUGGAAAAGAACAAAUGGUCAUUGGUGGCUUUGCUCGGGCUUUGGAAAUUAUUCCGCGUCAACUGGCUGAGAAUGCUGGACACGACAGUACUGAUACUCUUAAUAAACUCCGACAAAAGCAUCACAUUGCUGCUGGAGGCAAUGGGAAAUGGUAUGGUGUGGAUAUCAUCAAUGGUGGUGUUUGUGAUACAUUUGAACGCUUUGUUUGGGAACCUACACUAGUGAAGCGAAAUGCCAUUCAGAGUGCCACAGAAGCAGCUUGUCUUAUCCUUUCUAUUGAUGAGACUGUAACUAACCCAGAGUCUGAAGCUGGAAAGAAGCAAGCAGCUGCUGGACGUGGUGGUGGUGCUAUGCCAAUCAGUAAGGCUGGAAUGGGUGGUAUGUUUAAAGGUGCUCCCGGAGUAACAAGAAUGAAGGGUCGUGCCGGACGAUGA
Molecule: messenger RNA, 1710 nt
Organism: Trypanosoma theileri
Lineage: Eukaryota; Euglenozoa; Kinetoplastea; Trypanosomatida; Trypanosomatidae
Product: t-complex protein 1, eta subunit
Exons: 1
Coding region: 1-1710 (569 amino acids)
Biological process (GO): protein folding
Cellular component (GO): chaperonin-containing T-complex
Molecular function (GO): ATP-dependent protein folding chaperone; ATP binding; ATP hydrolysis activity
Source: RefSeq, a predicted model, not a curated record